CAAAUCAACGAAAACAAGUGUGAUGACACUGGAACGGUCUCCAAUUUUGAAACGUCGGGGCAGACGACUCGGUUCAAACGGACAAUCAGCUGUUCCAACUACGACGGCUGUAGGGGAAGAUGGCCGCCCCCACGCUGCCCCGCCGGAGCCCGCGCCAGGUUCGUCGAGAAGUGUCUCAACGAGUUUCGACGCCUGCUGUUUGAGGGUUUUGGAGUACAACAUCUCAAAGCUAAGACAAUGGUGAAAAAGCUGGUGAUUGGAACAAGGAAAAGUGAGCUGGCCAUGAUCCAGACGAACUGGGUCAAAGAUGAGCUGAAGAAGAUAAACCCCGAGCUGGAGAUCGAAAUCGUCCCUAUGUCUACAAAAGGCGACAAGAUCCUGGACGUGGCGCUGAGCAAGAUCGGCGAGAAGAGCCUGUUCACCAAGGAGCUGGAGCUGGCGCUGGAGGCGCGCAAGGUGGACGUGGUGGUGCACUCGCUGAAGGACCUGCCGACCGUGCUGCCCGACGGCAUGGUCAUCGGAGCCAUCUGCGAACGGGAGGACCCCAGUGACGCGGUUGUUAUGAAGGAGGAACACCGCGGGAAGAUCCUGCACUGUCUGCCAGCCGGCAGUAUCGUCGGCACAUCGUCUCUGCGCCGCACCGCUCAGCUGCAGCGGCGCUACCCGCAGCUGCAGUUCCGCUCCGUGCGCGGUAACCUGAACACGCGUCUCAGGAAGCUGGAUCAGGGAGGCGGAGAGGCCGACUUUGCCGCCAUCGUGCUGGCCGUGGCCGGCGUCACACGCAUGGGCUGGGCCGACAGGAUCAGCGCGAUCCUGCCGCCGGAGGACUGUAUGCACGCCGUCGGCCAGGGCGCGCUGGCCGUCGAGUGUCGCGCUGACGACAUGCCCAUACUGCGGCUCGUAUCAGCCCUCUCCCACCGGGAGACCAAGCUGGGCUGUGUGGCCGAGCGGGCCUUCCUACGUCAGCUAGAGGGCGGCUGUUCGGUACCGGUGGCGGCGCGCACCCGCCUCCACCGACACGUCCUACAUCUGACGGGAGGUGUCUGGAGUUUGGAUGGCACUCAGGAGGUGCGCCGCACCCUGGCGGUACCUCUUCCUGGACACGGUGGAGGCGAUGGAGACUCUAACGGCGCGGGUGAUACAAAGAACGGCGCAGCGGAGAACGGCGCAGAGCCGGCGGCCAAGCGUCGUCGCACGAUGAGCGCCGGCGGGGAGCGACACUUUGUCGGCGUCUGGGCGCCUCACGAGGAACACGAGGAGCUGGAGGUGGCCGAGAAACUCGGCAUCGAUGUGGCGCUGAUGCUGAUCGGGAUGGGAGCGAAGCCGAUACUGGACGCGGCCAAGGCGGCCAACACGGCGCCGGCCCCGAACGACCCGCCGCGGCCGGCCAACGCAGAAGGCGCUGGUGCCUGUCCGGUGGCCGCCGGUGGGGCUGCUUCUCUCGCCGCCGCUGCCGUGGGAGCGACAGAAUGAUGACAGCUUUAUCCGACGGUCAGAACCACCGUCAUGUCGCUGUUAGUGCCUUCUAAGCUUCAACAUGGUGGUAAUCGUAUAUUUUUUCAAAUUUGCUGAAAGGACCGGCAGCGCUUGACUUUUGUAGACGCCAUAUCGUAUAUUGUUAUGCUUUAGACCGUCGGUGUUGGUGAUGCAGCAGAUCUGCUUUAUACGGAAUGUUGACGUCACGCUGACGUCAUACCUAUGGAAAUGACGUCAUGGAGCGGGUAGAGAGCACGCUCCAAAUGGUGAGCGGUACCGGGUGGCGGCAGUGAUAUUGUCACAACUUCCUUUCUCUCUUCCUCGUCACAUGUAUUACCCAUGACUAAGCACUCAUUUUCUAUGGUCUCCCGAUGGCUGGGGCUGUGAGUUGUCUCAACUUCACUGGUCUUCACUUUGUUUAUCGGCUUAGAUUCUGUAUCUGGUUGCGGUGAGGGAUGAACCAAAGGCAAUGCAAUGUAGUGCUGUCAAUGUUAGCGAAUCAACAAGCUGGUAGCGCUCGAAACGAGCGCCAAAAGUCGCUGUUUUGUUGGCGUUUUUACCUUUUUUACGAACUUAUCCCAUCACAUGAUGUUUAAAAGUGCUGUUGAGAUGGUAAAUCGUAUGCCCUGUUUGAUGUUUGUGGCAGCAAAAUGUAACUAUCAAGAAGCACUGAA
This is a messenger RNA of Amphibalanus amphitrite, 2150 nucleotides long. RefSeq names its product porphobilinogen deaminase-like. Gene Ontology annotation, molecular function: hydroxymethylbilane synthase activity. Lineage: Eukaryota; Metazoa; Arthropoda; Thecostraca; Balanomorpha; Balanidae. The transcript is spliced from 7 exons. The annotation marks the transcript as partial. Gene Ontology annotation, cellular component: cytoplasm. The record is from RefSeq and is a predicted model, not a curated record. Gene Ontology annotation, biological process: heme biosynthetic process.